Molecule: messenger RNA, 576 nt
Organism: Striga asiatica
Lineage: Eukaryota; Viridiplantae; Streptophyta; Magnoliopsida; Lamiales; Orobanchaceae
Source: the annotation of a GenBank genome assembly
AUGGAAACACUACCCACCCAAGCCACCAAAGCCUCGUCCUGUAACGACGAGCGUUUGUCAGGGCUGGUGUUAAUCAUCGCUCUAUUGGGUUUGAUACUAGGAGCGAUUACAAUGUUAGUCAUGAAGCCCCACUUCCCGACUUUCGUAAUCGAGUCGCUCUCCCUCAUAAAGGACGAAAAAAUAUGCAAAUCGAGCGUGGACGGCGAUUGCAAGACCACGGCCGCAUUCCAGCUAGCGUUUGUUGUGGGGAAGCGCCGCGGCAUAGAUAUCGAGCAAUUCAACGUGUGGCCCCAGUGCAUGCCUUCGCCCGCGGGGGAAGGCUUUGGGCCCACCAUGUACAUGGGUGAAAACGACCGCAUCCUCGAGAACGUGACCUUGGCCACGAUGCUGACGUGCGGUCAAGCCGAGUCGAGGGCGCUCGACUGCCGGGUCAUGUUCGAGGGUUUCUACGACGACUAUGUGUUCAAGGCCCCGUGCGAGAACGUUAGAGUCGAGAAUGACACUACUGUUGGCCAUUGGAUUAUGGUUGGAGGGUCCAGAUUGUGUCCGGUUACUUAUCACAGAGAGCUAUAUUGA